Messenger RNA from Plasmodium gonderi, 1848 nucleotides. RefSeq names its product 26S proteasome regulatory subunit RPN6. Bases 1 to 1848 code for a protein of 615 amino acids. The transcript has a single exon. NCBI's taxonomy places the organism in Eukaryota, Apicomplexa, Aconoidasida, Haemosporida, Plasmodiidae. Gene Ontology annotation, molecular function: structural molecule activity. The record is from RefSeq and is a predicted model, not a curated record. Gene Ontology annotation, biological process: ubiquitin-dependent protein catabolic process. Gene Ontology annotation, cellular component: proteasome regulatory particle, lid subcomplex.
AUGGAAGGCUUUGAAGAUAUUGAAAAUGCAUAUAAAGAAAUAGAAGACGAGAUAAUAAAAACCAUUGACGAGCUAUGCGGAUGCAAUUAUCUGAAAAUAAAAGAUGAAAUAAUCAUGCCUCACAUGAGUGAAAGCCUAAUCAACAAAAUAAUAUUACUGAACAGGCAUAUUAACGAUAAUAGCAACGCUGAAGAAUUUGAGAAAAGAGUAAUGAACGAAAGAGUGAUGCAGAUUAAUGAUAAGUUAAUUUACCUAUUAUGCGAUUAUUACAUUAACAAAAAGGAAAUAGAUAAUUUAAUUAAUUUCACAUCUAGUAAUGAAAAUUAUUUUAAUGUGUUACCUCAAGCGAAAAUGGCCAAACUGAUUAGAAAUAUUGUAGAGAAGAUAUCGAAAAAAAUUCGAAAUAUAAGUACAUUAUAUAUAAUAUUUAAAAAGUAUAUGAAUUGGGCAUAUGAAAAGAAAAGAAAUUUUUUAAGGUGUCGUAUAGAGGUGAAAAUAAUUAUCUUAUUUAUCUUGAAACAGAAAUAUAAAACAGCAUUGAGUUUAAUUGAACGAUUGCUGAAGGAAGUAAAGAAGGUGGAUGACAAAACACUGUUACUUGAAUUGUACAUUGUUGAGACGAAAAUUUAUAUGUUACUUAAGAAUUCUACUAAAAUGAAAGCAUCGCUGACAUUUGCAAAGAAUAUUGCAAAUACUAUAAACACAGCUAUUUACAUUAAUAGUGAAAUAGAUUUGCUAUCAGGAAUCCUAUUUAUAUAUGAAAAAGAUUAUAGAAGUGCAUAUAUAUACCUCUACGAAUGCUACGAAACGUUGUAUACGUAUAUUUAUAAUAGUCAUAACAACACUUUGGAUUUUUUAAGCAAAAAAAAUAACGAUUUUUAUUCUGUUAUUAUUCAUAAUAUAAUUAAUACGAGUACAAUAUCAUCACAAAAUAAGACAAAAAGUAUAAGUCAAAUUAGCCCAUUUUUACUGUCCUUUUACACAUUUUAUGAAUAUUAUGACAGCAGUAAUAGCAUCUUAAAUUUGGACGAAAUGAAUAUUAUUUCAAAUAAUGUAAAUUUAAUAUAUAGUGACAUGAUAUGCAAAAUUAGUUCGAGUUACCAAGAACUUGAUGAAGAGAAGAUUUACUGUAUUACCAAUCCAAUUGAAUUAAAUUAUGAAUUAAUUAAAUAUUUGACAUUAGAUAAUUAUGGAAAUUUGCUAGAAUCUAAAUCGAGUAGCAACGUUACAGAAAGUUCUAUUUUUAUUUUUCCUGAAAAUAAUACGAUAUGUGGAAACUUUGGCCUAAAUUUAAAUAUAGAAAAUUUAAAAGUUAUCGUCCCUUUGAAAUACAUGUUACUAUGUAAAAUAUUAGAAGAGAAUAAUAGAAAAGACAUAAAUAACAUUUUGUGUGAAAAUAAUAAAUUAAAUUAUAUUCCAAAUAAAGAAAUUCAAAUACUGUUGGAGAUAUCCAAAUGUUAUGAAAAUAGGUCUUUAGACGUAUUCGAGAAAAUAAUUAAAAUAAAUAUUUUCCUUAUCAAUGUGGAUAAGGUGAUUUACAACUAUUUGAAAGAGCUGUAUGAAUUGUUACUAGAAAAGAAUAUUUUAAAAAUUAUAGAAGCUUAUAGUUGUAUCGAUUUGAAUUACAUAGGUCAAAAACUAAAUUUAGAUUUAAAUAAAAUUAUUUCAAAAUUGUCUGAAAUGAUCUUAGAUAAAAAGCUGAAUGCUACGUUGGAUCAGAAUAUUGGAAUUUUAAUUUUGUACGAUGACAUGCCAGAGACCAAUAUGUAUCACAACGUUUUGGAAAUAAUAAACAAUUUGACAGAAUCGGUGGAUAUACUUUACCAGAAGGCACAGUUGACGGUAUAG